Messenger RNA from Papaver somniferum (opium poppy), 803 nucleotides. RefSeq names its product ribonuclease 1-like. NCBI's taxonomy places the organism in Eukaryota, Viridiplantae, Streptophyta, Magnoliopsida, Ranunculales, Papaveraceae. Gene Ontology annotation, molecular function: RNA binding; ribonuclease T2 activity. Gene Ontology annotation, biological process: RNA catabolic process. Bases 37 to 726 code for a protein of 229 amino acids. Gene Ontology annotation, cellular component: extracellular region. The transcript has 3 exons. The record is from RefSeq and is a predicted model, not a curated record.
UCCAAAAACCAAUCCCAUUUCUCUUUUCUAAACACAAUGGUGAAAUCAUCAAGUUUAUUUUCCUUGCUCUCUCAAAUCUUUGUGUUCCAGCAGUUGGCAGUUUUAUGUGUUUCACAGGAUUUUGACUUCUUCUACUUUGUUCAACAGUGGCCAGGGUCUUACUGUGAUUCAAAGCAAAGCUGUUGUUACCCAACUACAGGAAAACCAGCUCCAGAUUUUGGUAUUCAUGGUUUAUGGCCAAACUAUAACGAUGGAUCGUACCCGUCUAACUGCGAUAGCAGCAAUCCUUUCGAUCCGUCAUCUAUUUCAAGUAUUAAAAGCCAAAUGCAAUCAGAAUGGCCAACGUUAGCUUGUCCAAGUGGAGACGGUGACAAAUUCUGGAGGCAUGAGUGGAAUAAACACGGGACUUGCUCUGAAGACAUUCUUGACCAACCUGGAUACUUUCAAGCAGCUCUAAAACUGAAACAAGAAACUGACCUCCUCAAUGUCCUUCAGAAUGCAGGAAUCAAUCCAGAUGGGAAGUUUUACAGCUUGACUAGUAUAACAAAAGCCAUAAGAGAUUCAACAGGAUUUACCCCAGGACUAGAAUGCAAUGUGGAUGAAUCAGGUAACACUCAGCUCUACCAAAUCUACAUUUGCGUCGAUACUUCUGCAACCAACUUGAUUGAAUGCCCUGUACUUCCACGAGGAAAGUGCUCGUCAAGAAUCGAGUUUCCUAUUUUCUAAGUAGUUAUGUACUUUAUGGAGUAGAUGUUUAUCUCAUUGAUUAUCUCUCGCGAUUUGUAAAUUUUAAUAAGACUGCC